GCUAGCUCAGCGCCUCGGCGUCGUGCGUGGACUCGAGUGCGCUGCGGCGCACUGCAGGACCUUCUGGUCGCUCCACGCUCUUCGCCGAGGAUGUUCGCGGCUGUACGGCGACAAGGCCUGCCAUCUUUCGCUAUCUGCACUGCAAGCUGUCAACACCAUGGGCUUCAAGAGCGGCCGCAAAGACUCUUCAGCGCGACCCGUUGAUGACGGCGACGAGCUUCUCCGGCAACUCGUCUCCUCCCUGGAGAACGAAGCCCCGUACGUGUAUCUCGAGAAGGACAACCAUGACCAGGGGCUGGCCCAAACGCAAAAUGGACUGCCUCCAUGGUUUGACGAGGAGAGAUUCAAACGGGGUGUGGAGACAUUUGAGAAAAACAUCUUUCUCAUGUUUACCGGUAAAAUGGCCGGACUGUUGACCCUGUUGGCCGUGCCCACCAUCGUGAAGGUGUUGGUGCUGACUAAGAAGUCAGAAGAACCGGUCAAAGCUUUCAGAAGAUAUGUGGACACUAUCAGACACAUGCUGUUCUGGUACAGGUCGAGUCUGAAGGAUCCUAAAUCUCUGAGCCACGAGUCACUGGCGGUUGUACGCGGGCACCACCUGCGGGGGGCCGCGGCAGCUCGGAGAGCCGGUCUACCGGGCAUCUCCCAGCUGGACCUGGUUCUGACUCAGUUCGCCUUCUGCGGCAUCGCCGUGGUGCGACGGAAACUACUGCACCUGGACGCCAGCGACCAAGACGUAUUGGACUUCAUGCACGUCUGGAGGACGCUGGGGUGCCUCAUAGGCAUUCAAGACCGGUUCAAUAUCUGCCAGUUCGACUACGACAUCAGUGCUACUGAUGGUGUUUUGGAAGAAGUGUGCACAAGGUGGCUGGGGCCUGCACUGCUCUCCCCACCCCCAGAGUUCGCUCAAAUGUCACAUGCUCUUCUGGAAGGAUCAUGGUGCAUUAUGCCGGUCUUAGAAUACUCAUCAUUUCUCAACUUCACUCAGGAAUUAAUAGGAAUUCCUCAGCCACAACGAACUGAGCCUCCAAACUCAUACAGCUCAUCCCUUCUGUACUUACUUCACAUUGUACCUUCCACGAUGAACUGGCCCAUAAUUGGCAAGUUCAUAAGAAUGUAUCACAAUGCGAACAUGCAUUUCUCUUUGUACAUGUCAACAUACCACCCAUUAUUGGCAUGGUAUUCGUUUCCUCGCAAUACUACCACCCAAUACAAAAUACUAGUUCCAAACGAAGCCUAAGGUUGAAUGAGCCAAAGACUGUUAGCAAACCUUGUCAAUCAAAUUAAAAACUUAAAGUGUGUAAAAUAUAACGGAGUUCUAAAACAACAGGGCAAGUAUAAAUAAAUAAAUGAAACAGUGUUUUUUAAAUCUUA
Molecule: messenger RNA, 1374 nt
Organism: Thrips palmi
Lineage: Eukaryota; Metazoa; Arthropoda; Insecta; Thysanoptera; Thripidae
Exons: 5
Coding region: 158-1240 (360 amino acids)
Source: RefSeq, a predicted model, not a curated record